Sciurus carolinensis (gray squirrel) is the source of this 2816-nucleotide messenger RNA. It is a transcript of the gene Selenon, whose product is annotated as selenoprotein N. The transcript is spliced from 12 exons. NCBI's taxonomy places the organism in Eukaryota, Metazoa, Chordata, Mammalia, Rodentia, Sciuridae. Gene Ontology annotation, cellular component: endoplasmic reticulum membrane. Gene Ontology annotation, molecular function: calcium ion binding. Gene Ontology annotation, biological process: skeletal muscle fiber development; calcium ion homeostasis. The record is from RefSeq and is a predicted model, not a curated record.
CAGGCGCCCGGGCCGCCGCCAGCCGCAGCCAUGGGCCGGGCCCGGCCGGGGGAACGCGGGCCGCCCAGCCCCGGCCCCGCCGCGCCGCCCGAGCCGCCCGAGCCGCCGCGUCGCCGCGCCCGCGCCCUGGCGCUGCUCGGAGCCCUGCUGGCCGCAGCCGCCGCCGCCGCCGCUGCCCGGGCCUGCGCCCGCCUCGCCGAGGCCCAGACGGCCGCGCGCCAGGAGUCAGCACGGAAGGCCCUAGGGACGGAAGGCCUCUUUCUCUUUUCCUCGCUGGACACUGACGGAGACAUGUACAUCAGCCCUGAGGAGUUCAAACCCAUUGUUGAAAAACUGACAGGGUCAACACCUGCCGCCAGCUACGAGGAGGAGGAGCUGACCCCUGACCCCACCGAGGAGACGCUCACCAUAGAAGCCCGAUUCCAACCUCUGCUCCCAGAGACUAUGACCAAGAGCAAAGAUGGGUUCCUGGGGGUCUCCCGCCUCGCCCUGUCCGGCCUCCGCAGCUGGACGGCGGCCGCGUCGCCCAGUGCAGUGUUUGCAGCCCGCCACUUCCAGCCCUUCCUUCCCCCUCGCGGUCAGGAGCUGGGCGAGCCCUGGUGGAUCGUCCCCAGCGAGCUGAGCGUCUUCACCGGCUAUCUGUCCAACAACCGCUUUUACCCACCGCCGCCCAAGGGCAAGGAGGUCAUCAUCCACCGACUCCUGAGCAUGUUCCACCCUCGGCCCUUCGUGAAGACCCGCUUUGCCCCUCAGGGGGCCGUGGCCUGCCUGACCGCCAUCAGUGAUUCCUACUACACCGUGAUGUUCCGGAUCCACGCCGAAUUCCAGCUCAGUGAGCCUCCUGACUUCCCCUUCUGGUUCUCCCCGGGCCAGUUCACCGGCCACAUCAUCCUCUCCAAAGAUGCCACCCAUGUCCGUGACUUCCGGCUCUUCGUGCCCAAUCACAGGUCUUUGAACGUGGACAUGGAGUGGCUGUACGGGGCCAGUGAGAGCAGCAGCAUGGAGGUGGACAUCGGCUACAUACCCCAGAUGGAGCUUGAAGCCGCGGGCCCCUCGGUGCCCUCAGUGAUCCUGGAUGAGGAUGGCAACGUGAUCGACAGCCGCCUGCCCUCGGGGGAGCCCCUCCAGUUUGUGUUUGAGGAGAUCAGGUGGCAGCAGGAACUGAGCUGGGAGGAGGCCGCCCAUCGUCUGGAGGUGGCCAUGUACCCCUUCAAGAAGGUCACCUACCUGCCCUUCACGGAGGCCUUCGACCGAGCCAAGGCCGAGAACAAGCUGGUGCACUCGAUCCUCCUGUGGGGGGCCCUGGACGACCAGUCCUGCUGAGGUUCAGGGCGGACUCUCCGGGAGACUGUCCUGGAAAGUUCGCCCAUCCUUGCCCUCCUCAACGAGAGCUUCAUCAGCACCUGGUCCCUGGUGAAAGAGCUCGAGGACCUGCGGAGCAACCAGGAGAACCCGUCCCACAGGCAGCUGGCUGGCCUGCACCUGGAGAAGUACAGCUUCCCCGUGGAGAUGAUGAUCUGCCUGCCCAACGGCACUGUGGUCCACCACAUCAAUGCCAACUACUUCCUGGACAUCACCUCCAUGAAGCCUGAGGAUGUCGAGAACAACGUCUUCAGCUUCUCUUCCACCUUUGAAGACCCGUCCACAGCCACCUACAUGCAGUUCUUGAAGGAGGGACUCAGGCGCGGCCUGCCCCACCUCCAUCCCUAGUGUCUGCUGGGCUGGUGGGAAGCCCGGGUGGGACCUGGUGGACAGGCCCCACAUGCCUCAGAGCCGGAGUGGACCUCGGCCCGUUUCAGACUUGAGACCCUCCCACGCCCACUGCACUCCUUGGCUGCUUUGUGGGCUUGAAGUCAGCUGAGGCAGCCACCCUAUCUUUGCCUCAAUGACAUGGGUAGAUAAGAGGGGGUCUGAGCUGAUGGGGCCAAUGAACUGUGAUCUCUGGUGCCACCAUCCGCCCUUCCCUACCCACUCUCCAGGUGCCGCUUGGGCUCUCCCAGCAAGGGCCCCUGACCUCCCUGGACCUCCUCCACCCUAACCCAGUGGGGAGGAGCGGGCGAGGAAGACGGGCCCUCCUCUCCCGAAGGAAGCACCAAGGACCCUGGCCAGGGACCACGCUGUCUGCAGAGCUUCCUUCCUGCCACAGCCUGGCUGCUCUCCUGUGCUUGAUGUCCCCAGCCGGGGUCAGGCUCAGCUGGAGACAGCCUUCUGGAGCCUGCGUGCAGGGCCCUCCUGCAGGUGGAAACCCCCAUGGCUCUGCCGCUCUCCAGACGGCUGGACAGACCUGACAGCAGGGCUCCAGAACCUAAUUAGGGGCCAGGGAGUUUAUGGUGAAGCAGGCUCCUGCCUGAGGCCCAGGGCCAGGGCUCUCCCACCACCUGCCUAGCACAGGGUCACAGCAGGACUGCUAGAGCCAGUGUCCCCAUCACACCUCUUGCCCCACAGACCCUGACUCCAUAGAAAUGUAGCCCAGCCAAAGAACGGCCUCCCCCAGAGCCAGCGCUGUCCCGGCCACCAGGGGUUCCUCAGACCAGCUCGUCUACCCCUGGGUGGCCACUGACUCUCCUUGGCCACUCUCGAGGCCUUGGUCCACUUCCUGAGCCACUGACCACAGCCAGUCUUUUUUUAAUACAUGGGACAAAAGUGUUUUUAUGUGAACUUUCUCGCAUUUUAUAGGUAUUUUUUAUAACCCCAGUGCUGAGGAGAAAGGGGCACGGCCUUCCCCAGCAGCCGCCCAUGACGGCUGGAUCCGAAAUCCUGGAUGGGUCCAGCUUGAUGUCCCUGCAGUUGCGCGCGUGGGAAGAACGUUCCUCCCU